UGUUGUCUAAACAUCUAGUUUCAAAGCCAAUACCAAAAAAAGAAGGGUCUACGAACCUAGGCGACAGCUUUUCGUGAACGCGAUCGUUUUUUUUUUUGCUUAUGCACCGUGGAUACAGGACGGAGUGGUGCAACAUAGUAUUAAUUGAAAAUAAACGAUUGUGGGUCGGUACGAGAUACAGAGGGACAGAAGGAGAGAGAGAGAGAGUGACACGUGUGUUUGUGCAUUUAUUGGCUUUAUGUAUCCGCAUCGUGAAACGGCGGAUGAAGGCACGGAUCCCUUGAUCUAUGAGGGCAAAAGGAUAACGAGCAAAGGAUAUCGGAAGGCAGCUUCAGUUAUGCUACAGCUUCGGAACAGUGAGCAGUGCUUCCGUUGAUUGUGUGUGAGCUCCGUGAGCGAAGACAGAAAGGACAAUAGGUUAUCAGUGACUGGCUAUAAGCGAGCGAUAGUAGUGAAUGAACUUUGUUUGAAACCGUGCCAGCGGAAGAGUUUUUUUUAGAAAAUUGUGGAACAUUGGCGAGUGCCAGCGGCAUUAAGAUGUCUAUUAAUUCAUCACGAUCGUCAACGUCAUCCUGCAGUGAAAUCAGCAUUGAGGAGUUGAAAAUCAGAUCGCCAGAUUUCCCGCCGGAAAUAUUAGCCGUGAUCAAACAAGAGCCUCGGUCGACGGUAUCACCCAUAUUAACUCCACCGCAUACGCCUACCGAGGACAGUAUUAAUACAACACCGGCGGUGAUCACUUCACGCCACUAUUUUGAUAUGGAACAAAACCGGUCUCCGGCUCAACAUCAACACAUGUCUCACCAUACCCCACAUCCACAUCCCCAACAUCAUCAACAUCAUCAAAACAAUCACCAUCAGCAGGAGGUGCCGAGUGCCUUCUUUCCUCAGCGAUCCACCGAGCACGGUCAGCCACCUUCGAUGGAGGCCUUCCUCUACCAGCAGCAGCAAGCUCAGCAGCAGCAGCAACAGCAACAGCGGCAGCAGCAACAACAACAACAGCAGCAGCAGCAAGCUCAACAGCAGCACCGCCUAUGGCUCCAAACUCAGGCGGCGGCAGCCGCUCAACAGCACCUCCAUCAAACCGGUUAUCCCCUUCCCGGCUACCCUCAGAUUCCCGCGUCAGUUGCCGCCCACCAAUCGCACGCCCUCAUGCAACAGUGGAUCCGCAGUGCUGCUAUCUACCGGCAACACUUCCAGGGAUAUCCUGGAGAUCUCACCCGGAUUCCCGUCCUCGGCCGUCCCGUCAACCCAAUGAAAGCCCCUGGUCAUGGUAGUUCCCGUCCAAAGAAACAAUUCAUCUGCAAGUACUGCCAUCGACACUUUACCAAGUCCUACAACCUCCUGAUCCACGAGCGAACGCAUACCGAUGAGCGGCCCUACUCAUGCGACAUCUGUGGGAAGGCUUUCCGUCGCCAAGAUCACCUUCGGGACCACCGCUACAUCCACUCCAAAGAAAAACCCUUCAAGUGUUCCGACUGUGGAAAGGGCUUCUGCCAAUCGCGAACCCUAGCCGUCCACAAGGUCACUCACCUGGAAGAAGCACCGCACAAGUGCAACAUCUGCAACCGGACGUUUAAUCAGCGAGCUAACCUCAAGACGCACAUGCAAAGUCACGCCCUUUCGGAAGCCACCCCAAACAGUCCGGUGUUAGAUCUUUCGCAAAAAUCAACCCCUUCCUCGCCGGACAAAGACAUCAUCGUAGACGAGGAGGAGAUUGACGUCGAAGAAGAUGACGAUGAGGAGCAUCACCUCCAUCUCCUUGGAACCUCCACCGGUGCCAACCGGCCCAAGAAAUCGCUUGGGUUCUCGAUUGAUGAGAUCAUGAAGCGGUAAUUUGAUACGUUUGGUAAUUACCCAUUUACAGUGAUGUUCCUUACAGUCCGAGCGAGUGAGAGAUUAGUUGGUUCUGAGUUUUUGUUGUUGACUUUAUAUUCGUUUCCUUUAUUGUGGAAGAUUUUAUUUACCCCAUAAUUGUUGCGAGGUUAGCAAACUUAAAAGAGAGGGAGAGGGAGAGAGAGAGGAAUGACGAAUGAUAUCCCAAAGCAUAGGACAAGAUAAAAAAACCACUACUAUGACGAAAGCGGAGAGGAUAGAAAGUAACUUAAUGACCUAGAAAAAAAAAACAGAUCAACGCAACGAAAGCAGCCAAAGAAGAGUAAUAGCUGGUAUCCCCCAAAAAUCCCCUUUAAUUAUAUUUCGAUGGGAUGGGACCCGUAAACUGUGUCACGCUCUGAGCAGGGCGAUGACUUUUAAUCAAAUUUGACGUAAUUUAUGGGAUCUCCCUCCCAGAAAAGGUAGAGAGCUGGAGCAGAGACCUUUCUUUCAAAGACUGAUAUUGCUUUUAUUUAUGAAAUGCGCUAAGUUAGGACCCCACACAUGCACGCACCCACACACACCCACACACACAAAUACACACAUACAUACACACAGAGUAGCUUGUAUAGUUUUAUUUAACCAAAACUCGUUGAUUGAGUGACCCUGGAAAGUAUUGUAAACUGAUCUCAGCCAAAACAAAACCAGAAUAUUAGAUUAUUAGACGAAGAACUUUGUAAAUAAUUUAUUCUAGUGGUUUAAGUAAGAAGAAUAUAUUUUAUGUUGUACGAUUAAGUCCCGCCAAGGCGUAAAUUAUUACAGAAAAUCGAUAUCCAAAUAAUAAAAGAUGGAAAAUUUUCA
Molecule: messenger RNA, 2673 nt
Organism: Ochlerotatus camptorhynchus
Lineage: Eukaryota; Metazoa; Arthropoda; Insecta; Diptera; Culicidae
Product: protein odd-skipped-like
Exons: 2
Coding region: 538-1833 (431 amino acids)
Biological process (GO): regulation of transcription by RNA polymerase II; embryonic pattern specification; embryonic hindgut morphogenesis
Cellular component (GO): nucleus
Molecular function (GO): RNA polymerase II transcription regulatory region sequence-specific DNA binding; DNA-binding transcription factor activity, RNA polymerase II-specific
Source: RefSeq, a predicted model, not a curated record